This is a messenger RNA of Aspergillus thermomutatus, 1575 nucleotides long. RefSeq names its product cytochrome P450. The coding region runs from base 1 to 1575 and encodes 524 amino acids. Gene Ontology annotation, molecular function: monooxygenase activity; oxidoreductase activity, acting on paired donors, with incorporation or reduction of molecular oxygen; iron ion binding. Lineage: Eukaryota; Fungi; Ascomycota; Eurotiomycetes; Eurotiales; Aspergillaceae. The transcript has 7 exons. The record is from RefSeq and is a predicted model, not a curated record.
AUGGCUCUCACGCCAAUCCAAGUCCUCUUAGGACUGAUAGCUCUCUAUCUUAUUAGCAGACUGUUCCUGACAAAAAGUGCCUCCGGGCCUCUCCCGCCUGGUCCUUCUCGAAAGCCGAUUGUGGGGAAUUUGAGCGAUCUGCCAUCUCCUGGUGAGCAAGACUGGAAACAUUGGCUCAAAUACAAGGAUUCAUACGGACCGAUUAGUUCCAUCUCCGUCCCGGGCCAAACCAUUAUCAUCGUCAAUGACUCGAAAAUCGCUUUCGAUCUUCUCGAAAAACGCUCCUCCGUCUACUCUUCGCGGCCGCGCAUGGUGUUCGCUAGUAAAAUGGUUGGUUGGGAAAAUGGCCUGGCCACACAGACGUACUCGGAUCGAUUUAGGGCAUACCGCAAGGCCAUGCACCGUACCAUAGGCUCCAAGGUCUCCGUCAUGCAAUUCAAUCCUCUCCAGGAGGUGGAAGUCCGUCGCUUUCUACUGCGCGUACUGAACAAUCCGGACGGCUUGAUUCAACACAUUCGCACUGAGGCAGGCGCAGUUAUCCUGAAGAUUGCAUACGGGUAUACAAUUGAGCCUCACAAGGCUGACGCUCUCGUGGAUCUGGCCAACGAAGUGCUUGAGCAAUUUUCUAUUGCCGCGACGCCUGGCACAUGGCUUGUUGACACCAUCCCAAUAUUAAAACACAUUCCGACCUGGUUCCCGGGGGCAGAGUUCAAACGGAUCGCGAAGCAAUGGAGAAAGAUGGUCUUCACCUUGGCUGACAAACCAUACGCCUUUGUACACCACCAAAUGAGCAACGGCGCCUACAAGCCAUCGUACGUCUCUCAUCUCAUGGAGGAGAGAUCACCGGAAACUUUCACCGAAGAGGAAGAACAUGUCGUCAAGUGGAGUGCCGCCUCGCUGUAUGCAGGUGGAGCUGAUACUACGGUAUCCUCUCUAGCUUGCUUCUAUCUUGCCAUGGCCAUAUACCCCGAGGUCCAACGCAAAGCGCAGCAGGAGAUCGAUCGUGUCGUCGGUCCGAACAAGCUGCCAACUUUCGCGGACCGCGAGAGACUUCCUUACAUUAAUGCGGUUGUCAAGGAGGUGCUGCGUUGGCAUCCCGUCGCUCCUAUGGGUCUCCCGCACACUACCACGCAAGAUGAUGUUUACGAGGGAUACUUUAUCCCCAAGGGAUCUAUGGUCCUUGCAAAUAUCUGGGGCUUUACCCACGAUCCCAACGUUUACCCCGAUCCAAUGACCUUCAAGCCUGAGCGUUUCCUCGAAAUCGACAGCCAUACCCCCGAGCUAGACCCCCACACACUAUCCUUUGGAUUCGGACGUCGUGUUUGUCCAGGAAAACUCCUUGCGGACGCGACUAUCUUCCUCAGCGUUGCGCAGUCAUUGGCUGUGUUCAACUUUAGGAAGGGCGCAGAAGAUAUCCAGCCCAAGUUUUUACCCGGUGUUAUUAGCCACCCUGCCCCGUACAAGCUAUCCAUCACGCCUCGGAGCCCAGAACAUGAGAAGCUAAUACGGUCGGUUGAAGUUGAGCAUCCGUGGGAGGAAAGUGAUGCUGCUACUUUGGAAAAGGUGGUGUACUAG